Messenger RNA from Bubalus bubalis (water buffalo), 1987 nucleotides. It is a transcript of the gene VAPA, whose product is annotated as VAMP associated protein A. The record is from RefSeq and is a predicted model, not a curated record. The coding region runs from base 545 to 1381 and encodes 278 amino acids. Gene Ontology annotation, molecular function: FFAT motif binding. Lineage: Eukaryota; Metazoa; Chordata; Mammalia; Artiodactyla; Bovidae. Gene Ontology annotation, biological process: neuron projection development. Gene Ontology annotation, cellular component: plasma membrane; endoplasmic reticulum membrane. The transcript has 7 exons.
AGUUUCUACUAUAUGUGAUGCACAUUGAAUAAGUGUUGGAACUACAGUUUUGAGUAAAAGAAUCUUUAUUUUUAUGAGGUGAUGGUCAUGGGAGCGGUAGAAGCUAAUCAGAUCAUCAGAAGACAGAUUAGCUUUGAUGAGUCUGGUGCUGUGAGAACGUGGCAUAGGGGUCUUUGAUGUGGUCGAGGAAGGCUGCUACAGGUUGACUAAGAUUCCAAGAAUGAGUGGAAGUUAUCUGGGUGAAGAGGAAAGGAGCACACUCCUGGAGUGGCAGGUGCAAGGGUUCUGAGGCAGGAGGGUGUGGUGUUCGACGUGUUAAAUAACCUCUCCUGUGUUUACAAGGCUGCGGGGUCAGUACCCCAGUCGCUGGGUCAGCCAGGAUGCAUGGGUGUUGGCUUAGUAGUUCUGUUUUUAUCGUGACCCACUGUUGAUCUUCAGUGGGGAGAAGAUAGAGGUGUGGAGGUAGUGGGCUGACACCGCGUUUGUGUUGACAGGAGUGUUGUAAUCUGGUCAUAGCGUGGACUUGUGUUGGAGGGAGCGAGAGAUGACCCACGCUGUGGCUGCCGUCCAUGCAGGCCCCUUCACAGAUGUAGUCACUACAAACCUUAAGUUGCGAAAUCCUUCAGAUCGAAAAGUGUGUUUCAAAGUGAAGACGACAGCGCCUCGUCGGUACUGUGUGCGGCCCAACAGUGGGAUCAUUGAUCCCGGGUUGACUGUGACCGUUUCAGUAAUGCUGCAGCCUUUUGACUAUGACCCCAAUGAGAAGAGUAAACACAAGUUUAUGGUACAGACCAUCUUUGCUCCACCAAACAUUUCAGACAUGGAAGCUGUGUGGAAAGAAGCGAAACCCGAUGAAUUAAUGGAUUCUAAAUUGAGAUGUGUAUUUGAAAUGCCCAAUGAAAAUGAUAAAUUGGGUCUCGCUCCUCCAGGGCCCGCCGUGGCCGUCGCUCCGCUGGGCAGCAUCAACAGCACAGGCACAGCACCUGCCACUUAUAGUGCGAAGAAUGAGCCCAGGGCCUUCAGUGUGUUCAAACAGGAGAAGCAGAAGAACGACAUGGAACCCAGCAAAGCCGUUCCCCUGAAUGCUGCGAAGCAGGAUGGGCCCGUGCCAAAGCCGCACAGCGUUUCCCUCAGUGACACUGAGACGAGGAAGCUCGUGGAGGAGUGCAAGCGGCUGCAGGGGGAGAUGAUGAAGCUGUCGGAAGAGAACCGGCUCCUGAGGGAUGAAGGCUUACGGCUCAGGAAGGUAGCACAUUCGGAUAAACCUGGAUCCACCUCAGCUGUGUCCUUCAGAGAGAACGUCACCAGUCCUCUUCCUUCACUUCUUGUUGUCAUUGCAGCCAUUUUCAUUGGAUUCUUUCUAGGGAAAUUCAUCUUGUAGAGUGAAGCAUGCAGAGUGCUCUUUCUUUUUUUCCUCUUGACCAGAAAAGAUUCGUUUACCUGCCAUCUCACUGGUAGUGUGGCCAUGGUGACCAUGUGGCCCACGGUGACCAUGCUUUGUGUGUAAGCGUCAUGUAGGCCUCGCCCGUAACGGUCUCACGGUUAGAAAGAAACGCGUAAGAGCAGAGUGCUGGGCUCCGGACAGCGCCACCGCCACCAGACCGUCCCUAGCAGGCGUCAUUGCACAUCCAGUCCUUUAUGAAAUUCAUAAAUAAAGAAUUGUUCUUUCUUUGUGGUUUUAAUAAGAGUUCAAGAAUUGUUCAGAGUCUUGUAAAUGUUAUUUUAAUAAUCCCUUUAAAUUUUAUCUGUUGCUGUUACCUCUUGAAAUAUGAUUUAUUUAGAUUGCUAAUCCCACUCAUUCAGGAAAUGCCAAGAGGUAUUCUGUGGGGAAAUGGUGCCUCGUACAGUGUAAAUUUUCUCCUUCACCUUUGCUAAUAUCAUGGCAGAAUUUUUCUUACCCUUGUGAGGCAGUUGUUGACUGAGUUUUUCAUCCUUCCAAUCCUGUCCCAUGGUAUUUAACACAAAAAUAAUAAAACUGUUAACAGAU